Molecule: messenger RNA, 693 nt
Organism: Anopheles stephensi (Asian malaria mosquito)
Lineage: Eukaryota; Metazoa; Arthropoda; Insecta; Diptera; Culicidae
Exons: 3
Coding region: 46-615 (189 amino acids)
Source: RefSeq, a predicted model, not a curated record
GUUAGCCGCUUCAACAUUCGUGCGCUUUUACUUCCAACGGUUAGUAUGGCCAAUUCGUUUCCCAUUCUACUUAUCGUGCUGCUCGCAUGUUCGUCCCAUUUGCUUCAUCUGCACGCAUUCGUGAAGCUUUUACCCUACGGCACGGAUGUGGAGUUUAUCAGCAAGGUGAAAAACAUUAACCUGUCGCACGCGUUCUAUCGGCGCGAAUCCAUCACGGACCAGUCGCUCGAUUUUGGCGUCACUAUUGUAAGCCCCGUGCGGGAUCUGAAGCUGAACUUCAUCUACUAUUCCGUGACGGGAAAUGGAACGGUUCGAACGGUACUGUUCAAGCGUGCGGUCGACAUGUGUUUCUACAUGCAGAACCCGAAAUCGGACCGCUUGGUAAAGGUGGUGUACGAUUAUGUGCGGCAGCGUACGAACCUACCGAAAAGAUGUCCCAUCCCUGCCGCCAACUACUACAUACGAAACAUUAAGCCGGCCGACGUGCCAGUGCCGGCCUUCAUCCCGGAAGCCGAGUUCAUACUGGAGCUCAUCUACCGGAACGAGGUGAAGCGUGAAACGAUGGUAGAGUUUCGAUUUUAUGGCAAGUUGGUAAGAAUUAUCGGAAGAAUAUGAACGGCUAAUAAAUAUAUUUCCUUGAGAGCUUCAUAAAGUAUAUCAAAACAAAGUUAUAUUUACCAAACAUACCAAAAA